AUGUCUACCCGCACUCUGCCCACAGUGCCCUUUGCAUCUCUGAUGAGUUUCAACCACAGUUUCCAUGGUGCACCCCAGAUCAAGGAUGCAGAGAGGGAGAUUGAGCUGACAGAGAAGGUGGGAGGGUGGGUCAAUUUGACCUGUGAGGUGAGAGGUGUGCCCAGACCCUUCGUCACAUGGAGCAUCUCUGGCAGUCAGAGUUGGCGUGAGGUUGUUAAAAGAGAGACGGAGGACCAGGUCUACAGUAUUGUGGUGCUUAAAGUUAGCACUGAUACACUUGCGAUCUGCAAUUCAACAAAUGACUUUGGGAUUGAGAUCAAAGCGUACAAUAUCAGGAGCAUUCCAUUCUCUCAGACUCCCACAGCGAGAAAAACUUCAGUGGAUAAUAGUGGUGUGAUUAUUGUGGUCAUUAUUGUAAGCAUCCUGUUGUUGGCCAUCCUGGGCAGCGUCUUCUACUUCCUGUAUAAAAAGGGCAAGUUACCGUGUGGACGUUCAGGCAAGCAGGAAAUCAUUAAUACCUACAGCACCAAGGAGAAGACCAAUAAAGAUGACAUUGUCGUAGAGAUGAAAGCCAACAAAACGGAAGACUCUGUGCUAUUAAAGGUCGUCAAUGGAGACAAAAAACCACCCACUGAUCAGAACACCGCACUGAGCUCAUAAAAUGGAAUUUUGUGCCUCCCUUCUGGCCCGAUCAAGUCUGAAGACCUGGAGGACUUCUUUAUGUGAAGCAGUCGCCUUCUCUGGACGUAGUGGAGUGUUUGCGAUCAACAAAUGCUUGGGUAAACAGGACUCAAGGAAGUUGUUCUGUUUUUUUCUACUGUCAUUUUGUCUUCAGUUGUCAUUUUUGUUAUUUUAAAACGUGUAUAUAUUAUAAAUAUAUUUUGUUAUUGCUCCUAUUUCUGACCUGUUUGAUUGAAAGUCUUUUUAAAGCUCUGUAAGCAAAUCAUUUUGUUUCUCAUUCCUUGCAUAACAGUCUAGAAACAAGUAAACUGUGUUUACAUAAACGUCUAAAGUUUCAAUGAUUUCAACCUUCAGAUUCCUUUGGACUCGCUGAAGUCCUACUAGUUUGGCAGAGUAGAGAUAUACAGUAUAUUCGAUAAAAAGAUGAGUAAAUGUUCCAGUAAAUCUCAAUGGACCAAAUAGUUUAGAUGCUGUUAAAAAGAUCUUUUCAAUAGGGCGAUAAACUCGGUUAAAAGAUCAACAAAACAGGGACUAAAUUCAUUAAACAGAACUGAUGUUACGGUCCAAUUUCAUCAAACUACUGCAGAGCUCAUGUACUGUUUGUAAAUAGAUGUAGGGAAGAAUGUUGUUGCUCCUGGGGUUUGGACUGCUGAGGGGAAUUACGGCUGCCCCUGUUUCUGCCUCGACUGCAGUGCCUGCGGAGAUGCGUCUGCGUUUUACUUCAAUGUUAGUUACACUGAAACCGUUCUGUUGUGUCUUGUUUGUUUUGCGCAUGUCUUUGUAUGUGGUGAAGCGAAGGUUAUUUUGUUUUAAUAAAACGCCAAAAUGUGUUGUUUCAGCCUAAUCCCCUUUGGCUUAUAAAUAUUUUUCAUUGGGUUUCAUUUUUUUGGAAGGCUCCAGUGCAACGUCAUUCAGGCGUUAUUGUCUUGGUUUUAAUGUACAUAGUUUUUCCUGUUUACAUGUCGUUUAAUGUGGCUGACAUGACUUUUACAUUUAAGAACACACGUGCUACAUGAAUGACAGACAUACACCAGCCACAAUAACUUGACUAAUAUUACAAUCCCCUCUUCCAUACUUUGAUGAGUAAGUUUUGAUUGUGACUUGGCUCGUGUUUUGUUUUUGCAUCACAUCCUAUAGUUAAAUUACAUCAUUUAAUUUUCCUUUGCAUUUGUCUCCCGAGAACCAGCAAAACGGCUUUGAUAUUUAGCAUUUUUACUUAAAUGAAGGUUGUGGUUGAAAUAAAAUUUAUAUUUUUUAUUUUCUCCUUUAGUGGAUAUCAGGUCUUGCUUGAUCAUGAAUUGUGCUUAGGCUCUUAAGGAUGUAACCGGUAUACAGUCACAUUUAUUCAGCAAUAAAUGUAUUGUUAAAAUAGCAGUUUAUUCAUCGUUAUGUUGUUUAAAGAUUAGUGUGAGAUAUUUAAGACUUUUGUCAGAACACUGCUGAGCUUCUGCAUUAUUACACUGGUCCAUGCAACUUUACCUGCCUGUUCAUGUGAGGAUUUAUGUUGAGAUAGCACACUGUUAUCAUUAUAGUGUUCAGAUACACAGUGUUUUAUGUUUGAAGUUUCACUCUUUGUAAAUAAGGUACUUGUGAUUUGCAUUUAUUGCUUGCAUUUUUAUACCUUUUUUGGCCAACAAUUCCAAAUAAAGAUAUGUUACAUUCAAUGUCUUGCCAGUUUCUCCAGAACAUGUAUGUUGAUGCAUAUUUUUAGAAUCCAAGCAUAAAAAGUGCAUUUCUUUCCAGGUCAGCCUGA
Molecule: messenger RNA, 2434 nt
Organism: Triplophysa rosa
Lineage: Eukaryota; Metazoa; Chordata; Actinopteri; Cypriniformes; Nemacheilidae
Product: cell surface glycoprotein MUC18-like
Exons: 7
Coding region: 1-660 (219 amino acids)
Biological process (GO): angiogenesis
Cellular component (GO): plasma membrane
Source: RefSeq, a predicted model, not a curated record